CCGGAAGGACCGCGCUGGAUGACGGAAAUAAACAACCGUGUGGCAAGAAAGAAGCACGCCUGCGGAGUAAAGACAGAGACAUGGAUGUGUGUGUGGCCGCAUUGUGUUUUAUAACUGGAGUCUGUUGGAAGCAACGGUGUGAUAAAGGUGGGCUGAUCUGGUGGAAUCUCCUUGCUAAUGACAGAGCUUAUCAGUGUUCUGCUAAAUUGCAAAGUUUUAUGGAGCGUGUAAACCUGAAUUCAACAGAUAAGUAGCUUUUGUUAUUAUGAGAUGCUCCAAACACAGAUCUAGCUAAUGAUGGCUCUCCCUCCGCCAGCUCCAAAGUUUGAUCUCAGAGGAAUAGGUUCAGAAGUAAAUUGCUUGCAUUUCAGUUGUGUGGCACCCGACCCUUGUCCACCAGUUCUUUUUUCUGGGGUGACUAAUGGACUGGUCCAUGUGUGGAAUCUCACUACUCGCAGAACGCUAUCCGUACUUGAUGGUCACGGUGGAAAAUCUGUUUACUGGGUGCAAGCACUUCACAACAAAGACUCACUCCUAAGUCAAGGCAGAGAUCUACAGAUUUGCACGUGGAACUUAGCUGAAGGGAGGAAUGAAGUGAUUGACUCUUUACCUUUGGAGAGUGUCGGAUUCUGCAAAUGUUCCUUAGUAAAAACUGAACCCAUUCUUUUGGCUAUGCCAGGGAGAGAGAACUCUGAGGUUCAAGUUUUGGAUCUGCUAUCUAAGAAGAUUGUCUGUUCAAUGAACCCUAAAGGAGAUAACAGAUGGGGCAUGGCUAUGUGCAUGAAAUUAUGGCAGCCUGAGUCAGGGUCCAGUCCAUUGCUUCUUGUUGGAUAUGAAGAUGGCUCUGUGGCCCUCUGGCAUGUGAUGGAACACAAAUUGUUAAGCAGGCUCACAUGCCAUAAGGAGCCUGUUAUGAGCCUUGACUUUGACUGCAAACAGGGCAGAGGGGUUUCCGGAUCCUCUGAUAAAAUACUAAAUGUCUGGAGCCUUGACGAACAGCAGAACCUUAAGGAUUACAAAUCACAAGUGCUGAUCAAUCCAGGAAUUGCUGAUAUUGUUCUAAGGUUGGACAGGAAGAUUUUAGCUACAGCUGGCUGGGACCAUCGUAUUCGAAUAUUUGGAUGGAAGAAAAUGAAGCCUUUAGCAGUGUUACAGCACCACACUGCAACAGUGCACUGUGUGACUUUUUCAGAUCACAUUAAGCCUGAAGACAGACUGUUGGCUGCUGGCUCAAAAGACCACCGCAUCAGCUUAUGGUCAAUAUAUCCGUAAAUAAAAAACAUAAACAACAA
Molecule: messenger RNA, 1292 nt
Organism: Spea bombifrons (plains spadefoot toad)
Lineage: Eukaryota; Metazoa; Chordata; Amphibia; Anura; Pelobatidae
Gene: GNB1L
Product: G protein subunit beta 1 like
Exons: 8
Coding region: 295-1272 (325 amino acids)
Molecular function (GO): protein binding
Source: RefSeq, a predicted model, not a curated record